AUGAGCGUCGUCAUCCGCAGGGCCACGCACGCCGACGCCGCCGACGUGGCACGCAUCCACGUCCAGUCAUGGCAGGAGACUUACCACGGCCUCAUGCCGCAGCCUUUCCUCGACGCCCUCGACAUCACCCAGCGAGCUGCGCGCUGGAAGACGCACCUCCAAGACCCGAGCGCCUUCCCGGUGUUCGUGGCCCUCGUCGACGGCGAGCCGUGCGGCAUCGCCGGGGCCGGGGCGCCGCCGCAGCAGGCCGCCCCGUACGACGCGGAGAUCCACCUCCUCUACGUGCUCGGCGCGGCGCAGGGUAAGGGGCUCGGCCGGGCGCUGAUGCGGGCGGCAGCGGCGUCGCUUGCGGCGGGCGGCCUGAAGCGGCCGAUGCUUUGGGUGGCCGCCGCGAACGACGGCUCGCGCGGGUUCUACGCGCACAUGGGGGGCAAGGAGUUUGCGCGCAAGACCGAGGCGGUGGCCGGGUCCGCCCUAGAGCAGGUCGGAUACGGAUGGGAGGACAUGUCCGCUAUUUGCCCCGUGACGAGACCUUCUUUUCCCGGCGGAGAGGGUAACUAG
Messenger RNA from Cordyceps fumosorosea ARSEF 2679, 561 nucleotides. RefSeq names its product Acyl-CoA N-acyltransferase. The transcript has a single exon. The coding region runs from base 1 to 561 and encodes 186 amino acids. The record is from RefSeq and is a predicted model, not a curated record. Gene Ontology annotation, molecular function: acyltransferase activity, transferring groups other than amino-acyl groups. NCBI's taxonomy places the organism in Eukaryota, Fungi, Ascomycota, Sordariomycetes, Hypocreales, Cordycipitaceae.